UCGCUGGGUUUGAAGAGGGGAGGAACCUUGAGGACGGCAUAGCAACACAAACCUUUUAAAGACGGAGGCACACACCCCGCAGCCUCAGUUCAUCUUUCCUCUCUGGCCAGAAGCAGAACCUCGUAGCCAUGCUCAGCCUCAUCAAACUGCCACGAGUCUUCACCAUCAAUCAAGUGCCCAAAAUUUUCCAUGAGGACAGCAUCAUUUCCGGGUACCGGCACCCCCGCAGCUCAGCCACCGACUGCAUCCUCAGCCUCUUCCAGCUGACCAAUGAGACGCUCAACAUCUGGACGCACUUCUUGCCCACAUGGUACUUCCUAUGGAAGCUGGUGACGGUGGUGCUGAUGCAGACAGCAUGGCAGGACUCCUUCACCUGGCCGCUGGUGAUCUUCCUGCUCUCCUGCUGCAUUUAUCCGCUGGCGUCCAGCUGCGCUCACACCUUCAGCACCAUGUCGGCACGGGCGCGCCACAUCUGCUUCUUUUUUGAUUACGGCGCCCUCAGUCUCUACAGCCUGGGGUCAGCUAUGGUCUACUCGGCUUACGUUUUCCCCGACAAGUGGGUGAACGGCUCCUUCCACCAGCUCUACAUCCCCAUCGCUGUGGUCAACACUGUCAUCUGCACAUUCCUGGCAUGCUACUCCAGACUUGGCUUACCCUUUCUGCAAUAUAAUCAUGACGUCAUAAAGAGAUUCCCUGAGUGCCAGAGUCCGAAGUUCAGCAAAGUUCUCCGCAUUGUGGCCUUUGCCUACCCCUACCUGUUCGACCACAUUCCUCUCUUCUACAGGGUGUUUGUGUGCGCAGGAGAAGGCUGCACAGAUAAUGACACCAACAUCCUCCACUACAACCACAUCGCCUUGGCUUUCCUCACAGCCUUUCUGUUUGCCACACAUUUGCCCGAGCGCCUGGCUCCUGGCAGCUUUGACUACAUAGGUCACAGCCACCAGCUCUUCCACGUGUGCGGGAUCCUCGGCACCCACUUCCAGAUGCAGGCCAUCGAACAGGACAUGGUGACGCGGCGCCCCUGGCUCGCCGAAAACUCCAUCCCCAUCACAUUCUCCAACUCACUGGGUCCGGCGCUGCUUUGUAUCGUGCUGAAUUUCGCUGUCAUCAUCCUCUACAGUCUACCUCUCCUGUGUGCUCCAGUCUGCCCAGACAAGAAAAACGAUAAAGCGCCAGUGAAAACCUCAGCCAAACACUGCCACGGGUGUAUGUAGCUUCAUGAGUCCUGGCUUACAGACAUUUGCAAAUAGUGCCUUAUGGGUAAUACAAAGAUACUGUAAAGAACACUCCUGAUCUAUGAUGACAUGACGUAGUCUUUAAAUGAAUCGCGGUUUGUAUUUAGCCUUAAGAAGUCUGCCGUUAGUGUGUGGGUGCGCUGAAAAUAAGCUUGUGUAAUGCAGUGGAAGUUUUGUAAAUCAUUUGUUACAAUAAUAAGUGAAUGUAAAUGUUUCUGAGGAAACUUUCUCCUGCGGAAAGCUGCAAAUGUGGCUGGUUAGCCACAUUCUGAGGCAGUGCCUUAUCUGUUUAUAAAGAUUUUUGCUCAGUUCUCUGAUUUCACGUGAUGUAUGAAGAGGCUGCAGAAGACCAAAACUGUAAAAUACAAAUUUUAAAUUGUUUGUGCGAAAUUCAGAUUGUACAUUUUCAUAUUUAUAAUGCACACGCUUUGCACUGUCGCUGAGAGGAAUGAGUGCUUUGAACUACCUGAAAAGAGGCAACUCAGUAAAUUGAAGGUUUAGUUACUUUAGUUUAGUUACUGAUAAUGUCGAUGUCUUAAACAGAGCUAACGUUGAUUUCCCUCGAAUGACUGGUGUUUCUGUCCCAUUUAAUAUUGUUACAUUGCUCCUUUAAGGCAAAACUAAAGUAUUUAAGUACAAAGUUAUUUAUUAAGAGUUUGAGAGUUUUUCCAAAUAAAUUAUAAACCAAA
Molecule: messenger RNA, 1924 nt
Organism: Mugil cephalus (flathead mullet)
Lineage: Eukaryota; Metazoa; Chordata; Actinopteri; Mugiliformes; Mugilidae
Product: membrane progestin receptor gamma-B-like
Exons: 8
Coding region: 129-1214 (361 amino acids)
Cellular component (GO): membrane
Molecular function (GO): signaling receptor activity
Source: RefSeq, a predicted model, not a curated record